GUCAUUAGUUUUUAAUAUAUAAAUAUCCCAUUAUUUCUUAAAAAAUAUUAGUUUACUCCUGUUGUUCAAACUACUUCAACAUGAAAGCAGCUUUGUUGAUUGCUUCAUUAUUUGUGGCAUUUGUAGCCCUUGAAGCUACAACACCUAGAAAAUUCUUCGGAGAUAACAGCCGAAGAAACAUCUAUGGAUAUGAUGACAGCUCAGAGUUAAUGCAAGUGUCUGGAAAUGGAUUUCUCGACAUCAAUGAUCCCGAAGCUAACUACUACUACAACAAAUUCAACAACAAGAAUAGCUACCAAAAUGGUUGGGCUUUUGAAUUUGAUGAAUUAAACUCAAGCGAUGAAUCCAGCGAGCAAUUCAAGCAUAUAAAUAAUGUAGAAACUUUCCAACCUGGAACAGUCAGCAGAGGUAUUGUUGAGAAAAUAGCCGCCAUUGACAGAAUAUUUACUAAGGAACAACAACUCACUAAUAACCUUGGAAUUAACGAAUUUAAAACCCCAUUAAAUGUUAGAAAUGUUCAUAUAAAAAAUCCACAACGCGAAGUCAUCACCUUCAAAAACGCUCAAAUCAAUAACUUUGAAAACGGUCACUUAAAACACUUGGUCAUUGAUUCAGUAAGAGACACUCUUUACGUUCAAUAUAACUUUGACCAACUUAAAACUGAAGGAUCAUUCAAAAUCGGUUCCUCCAACUUUCAACAAGGAGAUUUCGUCGUUGAAUUAAACAAAGUCCGCAGCAACGUCACCGAGAAAAUGAGCAAUGGUAAAACUCUUUACAGACCAGCAAAAUUCGAAUACGCUAAUGUUGUAGCCACCAACGAACAAGGACAUGAAGUUGAAUCUUUGUAUGAACAAUUCGACCGCAAGUACUUUAAUGUAUUAGAAAGAACCAUCGCUGAUGAAGUACACAACUCUGUCCACAAGGGAUUAUUGUUAAAGCUUAAGAACGAAAUCAACACCCCAAUCAAUAACAUCCAAACCGGACAAUACUCCAAGUUGUUCGAUUUAAAAUGGCAAGAAAAUAUGAACGCUUUGGAAAUGUACAACAUUGGAUCAAAACAUUGGCAUCACGGAGACAGACAAAUGGACUUAAUUUCUUACACUCGUUUGGAUUCAACAACCUACAAAUUGCGUUUCAAUACUGUACUUAAUAACAUCCAAUGGACUGGUGACUUGAAAACCAUGUUUACUGGAGAACAACAAGCUUUGUUCAAAUCUUCCUCUUUUAAGGUCGACCAAAUUCGCAUCGAUGUCUCUAUUAGGAAAAACAUUUACAAUCAACAAUGCGGCAAAGUCAAUGUUGAUGUUGACAUUAAUGGUUUCAACUACUUACCAAAUGUACAAUUAUCAAGCCCCGUCUUAAUGAUGGUUUCACGUCAAUUACCCAGAUUCAUGGAACACGCUUUGGAAGCUUCCAUGGAAAAAUCCCUUGAACAAGAAAUCUGCUUCAACCAAAAAUGGUAAUUUUAUAAACAAUGAAUAUGAAAAUUUUUUGAAAUAAAAAAAAUUGUAAUAAAUA
Molecule: messenger RNA, 1518 nt
Organism: Daktulosphaira vitifoliae (grape phylloxera)
Lineage: Eukaryota; Metazoa; Arthropoda; Insecta; Hemiptera; Phylloxeridae
Exons: 2
Coding region: 81-1463 (460 amino acids)
Source: RefSeq, a predicted model, not a curated record